CACACGCUCCGGGCACGCUUUGACCGCCCGGCAAGGCCGGGGCCGAGCCCGGGGCCGAGCCCGGCCCACCCCGGUCACCGCCUCCCUCACGGGCCCGGGCGGAGCCGCGGCCGCCCCGCCUCACCCGGGGCGGGGACCGGAGCGGGCGGUGACGGGACACCAACCACCCGCCCAUCAGCCCGGCCCGUCCGGCGCUGCCGCCGCGCGCGCUGGAUUCUGUGUUUCACACAGGUCACACUCCAAGUCGGUGCCUGAGGACUCUGCCUGUCUCUGUACCCGCUGCAGGAGCAGGCAGACCCGUUUGGCGAGUGUGACCCUGCCUGUCAGCUGUGUGUUGGACAUCCCUGGGGAGACAGCUGAGAAGACCUUGGGAAGAAAAGAACUGAAGCUGGGCGGGUCUGGGGCAGAAAAAUCAGUGAAGGAGGAACUUAGUCAUAAGAAUUACAACCACACCAAGGUAAUCAUCAGCUUCGUUAGGAGUGGCCUCAAACGAACUGGGAACCAGCAGCAGGAAAAGACUACUGCGGGGCAGGAGAAGUGGUGCAGUCCAGAAGGCAGAGGUUGGAGACCUCCUUGCUCGUAGCUGAACAUGCCAGGGGAUGUGAAGAGGUUCACACGAGUGCUCCUGGAAUGCAGCAGCAAUGACAAGCUGUGUGUUGUGCGUGAAUAUCAACCUGAAGUGAUCGUUGUCCCAGUUCUCCUCGUGGGGUCUUUUGUCAUCGUGCUCACUGUGAUCCUUUGGCUCCACUGUCGAGGCUUGAGAGCAAAGCAGGAGCAACCCCCCCCACCAUCUGGAACCCAAGUGAAGACAAAGAACCAGCAGGAAUUCUGCUCAGCAGAGAAUGGCUGCAUGCAGCUAAGUGAGACAUCCGUGGAGAGCCUGCUAAAAUCUGCAUCCCUGACUCUGAAGGAACUGCAGAUACCACGAGAGAAACUCCUGCCAGGCACCUUCCAGCUGAUAAAACACGGUGGCCGUGGGAGCAUCUACAGAGCACAGCUGGAAACUGGGAGCUCUGGGAAGACUAGGACUGUGGUGCUGAAAGCCUUACAAGGCCUGGGCAGUCCCCAGGAAGUAAAGGAUUUCCUGGGGAGGAUUAAAUUCCAUCAAGAUCUUGGCCAUCACGAGAACCUGGUUGAGCUGGUUGGAUGUUGUGUAGACAAACUCCCACUUUAUAUGAUCAUGGAAGAUGUGUCUCUUGGUGACCUGCUGACGUUUCUGUGGACAUGUCGGAAGGAUGUAAUGGCAAUGGAUGGGAUCCCCUAUGACCUCACUGAGAGGCAAGUUUAUGAAGUUGGACAGCAGGUUGCAGCAGCCCUGGCUUACCUUGAAGAGAAGAAGCUGUUCCAUGGUGAUAUUGCUGCCAGGAAUGUCCUCCUCCAUCCCAACUUCUCUGCCAAGCUCUGUGGUUUGGGUCUGGCCUAUGAAACCCACGCUCGUGGUGCCACCUCGGUCACACGGGGUGUGCCAGUCAAGUGGCAGGCCCCAGAGAGGCUCCUGAGGAAGCCCCCCAGCAUCAAGGCAGACGUGUGGUCUUUUGGAAUUCUACUGUAUGAAAUGAUUACAUUAGGUGCUCCACCGUAUCCUGAGGUGCCACCUCCUGACAUCUUAUCACACCUGCAGAGACAGAACAUCAUGAAGCAGCCCUCACUCUGCCAGCAAGCCAUGUACAGCAUCAUGAAGUCCUGCUGGCAGUGGGAUGCAGCUAACAGGCCUUCUCCAGCACAGCUCCUCUGGUCCCUGAAAGCAGCUCUGAAGAGCAGCAAUGGCCACACAGUUCUGCAGGUGCCUGAGCCAGUGGUGCCUGAACUCUAUGCUGAUGUUGCUGGUGUUGAUGUGCACAGUGUAGUGAGGGAAUACACCAUCCUAUGAAGGGCCCUUCCACGUGCUGGUGAAGGAGAAGUCACUUGAGUUUUCCCUUCCUAAAUAUUUUGCAAGCUCAGCAUGAGGUGUGUGUGUGUUGGAAGGGAUCCCUUUGUUUUAUAUAUAAACACAUCCCCGUGUUUAUAUAUCUCACAUCUCUCCUCCAGGCCAGACACAACAAGCUAUUACCAUUGUUAUUAAAUCAACCUGUUGAUAUCA
This is a messenger RNA of Pipra filicauda (Wire-tailed manakin), 2080 nucleotides long. It is a transcript of the gene STYK1, whose product is annotated as serine/threonine/tyrosine kinase 1. Gene Ontology annotation, biological process: multicellular organism development; protein phosphorylation; cell surface receptor protein tyrosine kinase signaling pathway. Gene Ontology annotation, molecular function: ATP binding; transmembrane receptor protein tyrosine kinase activity. The record is from RefSeq and is a predicted model, not a curated record. The transcript has 11 exons. Lineage: Eukaryota; Metazoa; Chordata; Aves; Passeriformes; Pipridae. Bases 590 to 1870 code for a protein of 426 amino acids. Gene Ontology annotation, cellular component: signaling receptor complex.